Molecule: messenger RNA, 6394 nt
Organism: Conger conger (European conger)
Lineage: Eukaryota; Metazoa; Chordata; Actinopteri; Anguilliformes; Congridae
Gene: plekhh2
Product: pleckstrin homology domain containing, family H (with MyTH4 domain) member 2
Exons: 30
Coding region: 136-4368 (1410 amino acids)
Biological process (GO): negative regulation of actin filament depolymerization
Cellular component (GO): cytoskeleton; cytoplasm
Molecular function (GO): actin binding
Source: RefSeq, a predicted model, not a curated record
CGAAAGCGAAGAAUUCACGAUUUUAUUCCACAAUGAGGUUAAUAGAACGGGCACAACUGGGCAACAUGGAAGAAAUUCUUGAAAUGGAGUAGGAUCCGUUUUUUCUUGUCUUUUUAUCUGCUAUUUGCUGGAUCCAUGGCGGAGGGUGAGGAAUGCGUGGGGCAGGGCGACUGGAAGGAGAGAUGCAUCGCCCUGGAGACCCAGCUGCUCAAGUUUCGGGUUCAGGCCAGUAAAAUUCGGGAGCUGCUGGCCGAAAAGAUGCAGCAGCUGGAGAGACAGGUGCUGGAGGCAGAGAGACGGGCCCAGAAAGCCAACCAGCAGGUCCAGGUGAUGGAGGAGAAGCUGAAGGCUGCGGACGUUCAGACUAGCGAGUCUGAGAUCCGGCUCUUCCGGCGCUGCCAGGACCUGCAGACCCAGCUGCAGGAAAAGGAUGACGUCAUCGCCCUGCUGGAGCAGCAGCUGGAGGAGCAGAAACAGAUCAGACUCCAGGAGGCCAAGACUGUGGAGGAAAAAGCAGCUAAGAUCAAGGAGUGGGUGAUUCUGAAGCUGCAGGAGUUGGAGGUGGAGAACGGGUCCCUGAGGGACACAAACCAGCAGCAGAGCUCUCAGAUCAUGGACCUGCAGAGACGUGUGCAGGAGAUGGAGCAGAAGCGGGUCGGCGCCGCCCAGCCCAAACCCGGCGAGGCCCAGCGCCUCAGCAGCCUCACCUUCGGCUGCUUCCAGGUCCGAGCCAAGAGCCCGCAGGUUCUGACCGGCCCGGAGCCGGCCCGCAGGACCGUCAGCACCCAGCAGGCCCGGGGAGAGCCGACCGAGCCUGGGGGCUCGGAGAAGGGGCGGCGGGGCGGCGGCAGCUCGGAGGAGGAGGAGGAGGGCGGAGGAAGGGCGGGGUCACGGCGCGGGUCGUCAGCGCUGUCGGACGGCGGGGGCAGCGGGGCGGGGCCGCGGUACAGCCGCCCGGGGAGCGAGACGUACCUCACCGCGUCCGACGACAGCAGCUCGCUGUUCGACGACGACAUGCAGAGGGCCGACCGGCCCCAGCUGCGCCUGCCGGGCGGCGGGGAGGGCCCGGGGCCGGGGCCCGGGCGGGGCGGGGCCGACAGCGUCUCCGACGAGCUGAACAAGCGCUUCCAGUCGCAGCGCCUGGACUCCUCGUCCUCCGGCGAGGCGGCCGUCCCCGGCCCCGGCCCGUCCCCGAAACGCCCGCCGCCCGCCGCCGACCACGCCUCCCCCGCCCCGCCCAAGCUGCGCACCCCCGGCGCGUUCAGCGUCAGCCUGGCGCUCGCCAAGAAGCACCUGAGCCAGCCGUCGCUCGGCAACGACGCCGCCCACGGCCGCAACCGCAACGCCAUCAGCAUGCUGCGCCCCCUCCGGCCGCAGGAGACCGACCUGGACCAGGAGCAGGACAUGGACACGACCCGGGACCCCCCCAACGACACCCCCGCCCCCGGGGAGGACGCCGAGUCGCCCGCCUCUCCUGGAGGGGUCCCGGGCAGCAAGCCUCCCACGCCCCCCCUGCACAGGUUCCCCUCCUGGGAAAGCCGGAUAUACGCAGUGGCCAAGUCCGGAAUCAGGCUGUCAGAGACCACGUGUACAGACCCAGUUAAAAACUCCACCCCCCAGUCCUCCAACCCGGCCUCAGUGCUGUACACCUCCCUGAUCUACAGGAACAUGACCACGCCCGUGUACACCAUGCUGAAGGGGAAAGCCACCCAGCUCAGCAGCAGUGCGUUCUCAGACGAGUCGUCAGGCUCAGAGGAGGAGGGCUCUCUCUGCAGCUCCCGCGCCUCCUCCGACUCCCGCAAGGGGAGCAGCCCCGGGAGCCCCCGCGCACUGAAGAGAGCUGUGUCCAUGUCCUCGAUGGCGUCUGAGAGUGACUACGCCAUCCCCCCCGACGCCUACUGCACCGACACAGAGUGCUCCGAACCCGAGCACAAACUGCCCAAGACCUGCUCCUCCACCAGCGACAGAACCGAGCCGCUGGAGAAGUCGGGGUACCUGCUGAAGAUGGGGGGCAGGGUGAAGACCUGGAAGAGACGCUGGUUCGUCCUGAAGGCCGGGGAGCUCCUGUACUACAAGUCUCCGAGUGAUGUCAUACGGAGACCGCAGGGCCAGAUAGAAAUCAACGCCACCAGCAGCAUCACCCGUGGUGACGGCAAACAGACGCUCCAGCUGGUGACAGAGAAGCGGGUGUACUACCUGACGGCAGACUCUCCCAACCUGCUGGAGGAGUGGAUCCGGGUUCUCCAGAACGUGCUGCGGGUCCAGGUGGCCAGUCCGCUCUUCACACAGCCCGAGAUCCGGCCCGGCAUGAAGGGUCUGCUCACCAAGGUGAAACACGGCUACUCCAAGCGGGUGUGGUGUGCGCUGAUCGGGAAAACGCUGUACUACUUCCGCAGUCAGGAGGACAAGUUCCCUCUCGGGCAGAUCAGGCUGUGGGAAGCCCGUGUGGAGGAGGUCGACAGGUCAUGUGACUCAGACGAGGACUACGAGUCAAGCGGGCGGAGCCUGCUCUCCACUCACUCCACCAUCGCCGUGCAGCCGCCGGACCAGGGCCCCACCUACCUGCUGAUUGGCUCUCAGCACGAGAAGGAGGCGUGGCUGUACCACCUGUCCGUGGCGGCCGGCUGCAAGGGGGGGCAGGUGGGCACGGAGUUCGAGCAGCUGGUGGGCAAGCUGCUGCAGGUGGAGGGAGAGCCAGGGUCUCAGAUAUGGAGGCACCCCAUGCUGUGUUUCAGUAAGGAGGGUCUCUCCUCUCCUCUCACCACCCUCCCCUCCCAGGCCCUGCAGACUGAGGCCAUCAAGCUCUUCAAGACAUGCCAGCUGUUCAUCAACGUGGCGAUCGAUGGUCCAGCGAUCGACUACCACGUGUCGCUAGCCCAGAGUGCCUUGCAGGUGUGCCUGACUCACCCUGAGCUGCAGAACGAGAUCUUCUGCCAGCUGGUGAAACAGACCAGGAAGAGGCAGCCCCAAGGCCAGGCCGGGCCCCUGCAGGGUUGGCAGCUCCUGGCUCUGUGUGUAGGGCUCUUUCUGCCCCAACACCCCUACCUGUGGCUACUACAGGUUCACUUAAAACAGCAUGGAGACUCCAGAACGGAGAUUGGGAAGUACGCCAUCUACUGCCAGCGGUCGGUGGAGCGCACUCAGCAGAAGGGUGAGCGCCAGGCUCGGCCCUCCCGGAUGGAGAUCCUGUCCAUCCUGCUGCGCAACCCCUACCACCACUCUCUGCCCUUCAGCGUGCCCGUGCACUUCCUCAACAACACCUACCAGGUAGUGGGGUUUGACGCCUCCACCACAGCGGACGAGUUUCUGGGGCGCCUGAACCAGGACACGGGGAUGAGGAAGACCGGCCAAUCAGGAUUCACCCUCUACACCGACGACCCCUCAGGACGAGACGUGGAGCACAGUCUACAGGGAGGCAUCAAGAUCUGUGACAUCAUCUCAAAAUGGGAGCAGGCUUCCAAAGUUCAGCAAACGGGCAAGUCAGAGAGCACCAGGACCGUACGCUUCACCUACAAGAACAGGCUGUACUUCUCUCUCCAGGUGAGGGGGGAGACAGAACGGGAGAGGCUGCUCCUGGCGUACCAGACCAGUGAGGACAUCGUCAAAGGCCAUUUCCCCAUCAACAAGGAGCUGGCCCUGGAGAUGUCUGCUCUGAUGGCCCAGGUAGAAUUUGGAGAUUUUGAACGUGCGUUCAACAGCCCGGCUGGCCCGGGUUCGGCCCAGUCCAAGUCCAAUCAGACCCUGAAGCAGGUUCUGGAGAGGUUCUACCCAAAGUGCUAUCGCUGGGGCUGUACAGAGGAGCAGCUGAGGGGGUUGCGGCAGCGCCUGUCCACCUGUUGGGGGUCCCUACGGGGCCGCAGUGCGUCUGAGUGCAUCCGCAUUUACCUGACCGUCGCCCGCAAGUGGCCCUUCUUUGGCACCAAGCUGUUCCCCGCCAAGCCCGUCACCCCGUCCCCGCAGCAGGGCGCCCCCGUGUGGCUGGCGGUUCACGAGGACGGCGUCAGCGUGCUGGAGUACAACUCCAUGAAGCUGCUGGUGUCCCACCUGCACAAGAACCUGAUGACCUUCGGCGGUUGCCGUGACGACUUCAUGUUGGUGGUGGGGCAGAACCUGGGGGGCGGCCUGGCCAAGGAGAAGCCCAAGCCCAUGGAGAAGCACCUGUUCAGCAUGGCCAAGCCCCGGAUCUUGGAGAUGACCCUGCUCAUCGCCAGCUACAUCAACAGUGCGCACCAACAGAAAGCCGCCGCCCACCACCUCUCCGCCCCCGCCCUUCUCUCAGCCCAGCCAAUUGAUCUCAAGCACGUGGAGCUGGACAGCCAAUCAGUGCUUUCUCCCCUCAGGCCCAGCAAGGCUCCGACCCUGCUGUGAGCACACUCUGAUUGUCGCCCGUAUUCCAUCCUAGGGUGCGUCCGAAUACUAAAAAAUGUACCCCACCCUUGUCUCCUAUCUGGAAGUAUGGGGGGAGGAGAUGAGUGGAGGAAAAAAAUGUUUUACAGUAUUGGGACGGACCCCUACUUCGUCAUACAGGAGCCUAGAUGGUUCUAAAGUCAAACAGCAGUAUGAUUGAUCAUGUGACAUAAUAUUGCCUUUUGUUCUCGGAUCAUGUGACAUGGUAGUGGCUGUUGUCAUCGGAUCAUGUGACAUGGUAGUGGCUCUUGUCAUUGGAUCAUGUGACAUGGUAGUGGCUCUUGUCAUUGGAUCAUGUGACAUGGUAGUGGCUCUUGUCAUCGGAUCAUGUGACAUGGUACUGCCUUAUGUCACCGGAUCAUGUGACAUGGUACUGCCUUAUGUCAUCGAUCAUGUGACAUGGUACUUGUCUUCCUCAUUGGAUCAUGUGACAUGGUACUGCCUUAUGUUAUCGGAUCAUGUGACAUGGUACUGCCUUAUGUCAUUGGAUCAUGUGACAUGGUACUGCCUUAUGUCAUCGGAUCAUGUGACAUGGUACUGCCUUAUGUCAUCGGAUCAUGUGACAUGGUACUGCCUUAUGUCAUCGGAUCAUGUGACAUGGUACUGCCUUAUGUCAUCGGAUCAUGUGAUACGGUACAUUGUCUUCCUCAUUGGUACGGUCACAUCCAAAGGUACAUGCUACUUCUUUGAAGAGCCUGGAGUGUUUUAGAAAAAUAUGUUAUGCCUUAAGUGUACUUGAGCACUUAUGUAAUUAUUAUCUCAUAAUAAUUACAGCAUUAUUUUGGAAAACUUUCUGUGAUCCUUCUCUUGGUAUGCCCUUCUGUACAGAAGAGCAUCAGGUCCACAUUGGAAACAAAUCUCAUAAUUUCAUUGAAAUAUUUCAGAUCUUUCAACUUGAAGGCGAUGUCAUCUUCUACACUUAUUUAAACUUCAGCAAUUUAAACUUAAAUUUAUGGUAAAACUCACAACAUUGGUAAUCUAGUAUUCUCACAUGGACCUAAUGUUCUACAGUACUUCUUAAACACAUGGAAGGAAAAUAUAUGCAACCAUUUUUUUAUAUAUUUGAACUGUUAAUAAUAAAUAUGAAGGGGGGGGGGGGUUGGCAGAAUCUUGUGAAAAUAAGAUGUGCCUUCAGCGUGAAGGGCUGGAUUAAUGUAGCGUUUCCCCUUAUUUAUCCACAAAUACUAUUAUUAUUACUCAUUGCAUGGCUACAGUAUUGAAACACAAUGACUGAAAGAGUGCCAGGCACACAUAUGAAGGAAAAGCUUGACUGAAGGCAACACCUAUAACCUGUGUGAUGAACCAAACAGAACUGGAAGCUGCCUCCUUUCAAUAGUGUGACUAUUUUUAGUUUCUGAAUGGAUGAGACUUCCUCUGGAGACCCAUCUCUGUGUUAAAGGUACAAUAGGUAAGAUGUUUGUGUUAAAACAUUGUUACAAGACCAUUGUAAAUCCCUUCCUAUCAUUGUUGAUAGGACCGACACUGGUUCUAAUUGCCACGUUCACAGAGAAGGGAGAGGGAUAAACAGUGUCGUGGUCUGAGGGUGUUUGUUGCUGCAGUUCCUCUCUUGAUCGUUAGAAGUCCGAAAUUACCUAUUGUACCUUUAAUCUUUAGUUUUUAGUUAUGUGAAUUUCACAUGGAUGGGUCUCAGUGUUUAGCUACACUGAGAUUUGUCUGUUUGUUUCAUGUACUGUGAUGUUCCUGUGAAUCGGCUUGUGUGCCGAUGGAUAAAUCCUCACAUCCUCCUCAGGCAGGAAGUGACAUCGUCCCACAGAUCAUGAGCUCUAUGCCUCAGCCACACAUUCCUGCCUUUGUAUUUGGUAAAAUAUUUUUGUCUAAAUGUGUAAGAAAUUCAGUUUAAAAGAGUAAUAUUUUAAGAAUUAUCUGCUUACAUAUUUAUUUUGAUAUGCCAGAAUAUCUAUUUAGAUAUGGUUGCUAUGACUGUCACAAAAAAAUGCAAUAUUUAAAUACACAACAUUUUAUUAAA